AUGCUGAGUGUGGAGAUGUACCCCGGGUUGACUCUGGGACCUCAGAGGAUCGGAGACUGCUUCUACAGAGACCGGGAAGCUCCUGCCCACAUGUCGCUGUUUCCUCCCGCCUGUGACAUGGCCGCCAAAGCCCUGCCCCCAAGGCUGCUGGCCCCUCCCACUAUCCCAAGCGAGCCUGCAACUAAAACCCCAAAAGACGACGUGAGGAUGGAGCUGGAGAACUCGUCUCUAUGGAAACAGUUCAGCUCCGUGGGCACAGAGAUGAUCAUCACAAAGAAGGGCCGACGGAUGUUUCCCGGCUUGAGGAUGAAGCUGUCGGGCCUGAAUCCGUCCCUACGUUACAUCCUCCUCCUGGACAUCGUCCCACUGGACAACUCCCGCUACCGCUUCCAAGGUGGCGGCUGGCAGGCUGUCGGGGGUGCAGAAGCGAGGCUACCAGACCGGGUGUUCAUUCAUCCAGACUCCCCCGCCACGGGCGCUCACUGGCAGGGCCGCACCAUCUCCUUUCACUACGCCAAGCUCACCAACAACACACUGGACUCACAGGGACAUAUCAUCCUCCACUCGCUGCAUCGCUACCAGCCCAGAGUUCAUGUGAUCGAAGCCAGAGACGUGCUGAGGUGGGGUGGAGGGCAGCACUCCUUCGUGUUCCCCGAGACCCAGUUCCUCACGGUCACCGCCUACCAGAACAACAAGAUCACAGAGCUGAAGAUCAGCGCCAACCCCUUCGCAAAGGGCUUCAGAGAGGACGGCAUGAACAGCAAAAAACAAAGAGAUGCAAGACAGAAGCGCAAAAUAUCCGACUUGACGGAAACUUUAGAUAUUGUCAACUGUGAUCCAUGCGACUCUGCAGAGCUUUUGCCACUACCCACCUCCUCCACCACCGCAGCAGACCUGCAGGCCCUGGCUCUGUCCUCUCUGCCCCAGCUGGCUGACCCCUCCUGUGGGUACAGACCACAGGAGGCUUCCUAUCAGGACACGCUGGUCCCAGAGCAGCCGCUGGACCUCGGCCAGGCGUUCAUGGCAUCACAGAUGUCUGACAUCGGCAUCUCCAUGGCCAAUGGGAUGCAGGACGCACCGAGGAGUGAGGUGGCAAAUAGUAUAAAUGAAAGAUCAGACGCUAUGGGUGAACCAGCUUACACCUCCAACUUCCCUCCUGCUCAGGCCAUCUCCUCCUCGUUCCCCUCAGCUCCUCUUUCUCACUCCUCCUCCUUCUCCUCCCUCCCCAUCCCCGACCCCUUGGCCACAUCUGCUCCUCAGCCCUCCAUCCCCCCGUUCGACUAUCCCUCAAUCCUCUCCUCCUCACCCACGCUCCACUCCUCCUCCUCCUCCUCCCCCGUCUCCACCACUCCCUCCCUGCAGCAGACCACCUUCACCUUCCCCACUCCACCUCCUUCCAACUCCUCCUCCCCACAGCCGCUCCUCUCCUCCUCCUCUCCCUCCGCCAACACCUACCACACCAUCCCAGAGACGAUUGGCCCCCACACACCCACAGACGCCUCCUUCCCCGCCCCAUCUUCUGCGUGUCAGUCUGGCCUGCAGCACCAGAUAUCCACCCAUCCUGUGCUCACCCAGCCCAGUCAGCCACUGCAGGGAGAAGGUAUCUCCAGUGGAAAUAAUUCACCCAACGAUCAAAGCCCAGCAGCAUUUAUCUAUCCAAAUAUCCUGCCUACAAAUCCUGAUCCGGUUCCAAUUGCUGCUCAGCUUCUCUUCAACCACAACCAACCCCCGGCUCCCACUCUGCCGUGCCCCCUACCCUCCCACGGUGGUGCCACAUCUUUUGCCUUCCCCUCCGUCCCCCCUCACAUGCAAAACCUCUCAUUUACGAAUGUGUCACCCAGCCAGGCCCACGCCGGCCUGCACCUCCAAAAUCUGAGCCACCAAGCGUCAGCCCCCUCCCUCGCUGCAGCCUUCCCUCCCUCCUCCUUCUCUUAUCCACCAUCCUCCCUCCCUCACCCUCCUUUCCAACCUUCCUCUUGCUUGGCCGUCUCCUCUUCCUUCCAGCAGUCCGCUCCACCCACCUAUCCUCAAAACUUUCCCAAUCCUCAUGCGUCCUCCUGCACAUCCUCGUACCCUUCGGUUGAUAUAGGCUCCAUGCCUCAGUUCAACCCCCCUGCCCCGUAUCGCCCAGAGAUGGUACUGCACCACCCGUCUCUUCUCCCUCAGCUGGAUCCAUCUCUUCCCUCCUCCACUCCUCCUCCUGCGCUCUACCAAACCUUUCCGUCCUACCCCCUGCGGCUGUGUCAGGACCCUCACUCAUCCCUCUCCAUCCCUUUCAGGCAUCUGUACAGACAACACCAGCAUGGCCAUGCCCACCCCCAGGGGUCCUACCUGGACAUGGGUGCAAGACCUGUGUUUUGA
Molecule: messenger RNA, 2361 nt
Organism: Hippoglossus stenolepis (Pacific halibut)
Lineage: Eukaryota; Metazoa; Chordata; Actinopteri; Pleuronectiformes; Pleuronectidae
Gene: tbx6
Product: T-box transcription factor 6
Exons: 8
Coding region: 1-2361 (786 amino acids)
Biological process (GO): heart looping; positive regulation of DNA-templated transcription; vasculogenesis
Cellular component (GO): nucleus
Molecular function (GO): RNA polymerase II cis-regulatory region sequence-specific DNA binding; DNA-binding transcription factor activity, RNA polymerase II-specific
Source: RefSeq, a predicted model, not a curated record